ACACUCUGCAGUGUUGCUUACACAAACAUGGUCUCCAUGGAAGAGUCAUCAGCAGGAACCCUUUGUUUAGAAAUGUUUGAAGGAUUUUAUAUAGAACACUGUAUAGACCUUGUCUUGAACUGUCUCGCGCGCCCCCUGGUGGAAGCUAAAGCCCCGGAAGUGUUCAGUACUCGGUGGUCAGGAUACACUUUCAGUGUCAGAACAGCUUUCAGAGAGCAAGCAGCGCUCUCAGAAAUGUGGGUCUCUAUAGGAGUAAUCGUAGCGGUGUUGCUCGUCGCAUUAUUCCUCAAAUAUGUGUUUGGUACUUCCGGUCCGAGUCCUUUUGAUACUGACACGCGCGAGCCGCCGAGGCCGGUGGAGCUGGAUAAAAAGGAGAGAAACAAAGUGUUGAAACAAGGCUUUUUGGCCAGCAGAGUCCCCCAGGACCUUGACGCCAUUGUGAUUGGCAGUGGUAUUGGUGGGCUAAGCAUUGCUGUUCUGCUCUCCAAGGUCGGAAAGAAGGUCUUGGUGCUGGAACAACAUGAUCGUGCUGGAGGAUGUUGUCACACCUUCUCAGAGAAAGGCUUUGAGUUUGACGUUGGGAUCCACUACGUUGGUAAUUUAGAAGAGAAUGGGGUGUUCCGCUGCACAGUGGAUCAGCUGACCAAUGGGCAGCUACAGUGGGAACCACUGGAAAACCCCUUUGACCAGGUGGUCCUGGGUCCACCGGAGAACCGGCGCGUCUACCCCAUUUACAGUGGCCGAAACCGUUUCUCCCAGGAGCUGAAGAAGCGCUUCCCAGGAGAGGAGAAGGCCAUCGAUGAGUUCGUGAGACUGGUUAAGAAAUGUGGUGAUGGCGUGUGGAUGAUGGCGCUGCUGAAGGUGCUACCGUCUCCAGUGGCUAAGUUCCUGGCUUAUACAGGGCUGGUUAAUCGCCUGUCCAACUUCCUCUCCUAUGGCCCACGCAGCCUGGCCGAGGUGGUGAACAGUCUCACGGAGAAUAAAGAACUCCGGGCUGUGCUCUGCUACAUCUUCGGAACCUACGGAAAUCCUCCAAAAGAAGCCAGUUUCUCCAUGCACAGUUUGCUGGUGUCCCAUUACCUGCCCGGUGCCUGGUACCCUAAAGGAGGUGCCAGUCAGAUCGCCUAUAACAUGAUCCCCAUCAUCGAGAAGGCAGGAGGAGCCGUGCUUGUCAGAGCAUCAGUCAACCGCAUCCUGCUCAACGCCGCCAAUGAGGCUAUAGGGGUGAGUGUGAUGAAGGGACAAGAGGAGGUCCAUGUGCACGCUCCCAUCGUGAUCUCAGAUGCAGGAAUCUUCAACACCUACCAGCAGCUACUGCCUAAAGAGGUGCAAAAUAGUGCAGCGAUCCAGAAGCAGCUGAGUAUGCUGAAGCAUGGAGAAGCCGGACUCAGCAUCUUCCUGGGUCUGAACGGAACGAAAGACGAGCUGGGCCUCAAAACCAGCAACUACUGGGUCUUCUGCGAGAAUAAUCUGGACGAGCUGGUAAACGACUACAUGACAGGAGAGAGGGAGGAGUCACUGAAAAGCAUACCUCUGCUUUUCAUCGCCUCACCAUCUGCCAAAGAUCCCACCUGGGAGCAGAGAAGUCCAGGUAAGUCCACUCUGAGUGUGGUCAGCUUCACCCCCUACUCAUGGUUUGAGGAAUGGAAAGACGAGAAAGUCAAGAAUAGAGGGGCCGACUAUAAAGAACUUAAGGCGUCCAUCAUCAACUCUGUUUUGGAAGUGGUAACUGAAUUUUUCCCCAAGAUCAAGAACAGGAUUGAGUACAUGGAUGCGGGCACUCCCAUCUCUAAUCAGCAUUAUUUAGCAGCUUCUAAAGGAGAGAUCUAUGGAGCUGACCACGGCGUUUCACGCUUUACUGCAGAAGUCUGUGCCACCAUCAGAGCACAAACGCCCAUCAAAAACCUCUUCCUCACAGGCCAAGACUUAAUUGUGUGUGGUUUUGCGGGGGCAAUCGCAGGAGCUAUGGUCUGCGGCUCUGCUGUUCUCAACCGCAGCCUUCACAUGGACAUCAGAGCCCUUAGAAAGAAACUGAAACAUGCCAACACUAAGAAAGUCCAGUAACCAUGGCAACAUGCACUCAUCCCCAGAUGACAAGAAGGCAUAUAUUACGAAUCGUUUUAAGCAAGUAAACGAAUGAAAUUAUCAUCACAUAAUCACAUAAUCCUCAGUAAAUUAAUAUUUGCUCUACUGAGCCCUUUUAUUUUUUAAUAAUGUGUGACUACACUAAUGCAUUUAUAUUGAAUAUAUGUACAU
Messenger RNA from Ictalurus furcatus (blue catfish), 2256 nucleotides. It is a transcript of the gene retsat.2, whose product is annotated as retinol saturase, tandem duplicate 2. The record is from RefSeq and is a predicted model, not a curated record. Gene Ontology annotation, molecular function: all-trans-retinol 13,14-reductase activity. The coding region runs from base 28 to 2064 and encodes 678 amino acids. The transcript is spliced from 11 exons. NCBI's taxonomy places the organism in Eukaryota, Metazoa, Chordata, Actinopteri, Siluriformes, Ictaluridae.